UUAAAGUCAAACAUCGCGGGAACAAUCACUACUGGUGUUGGUGACUGGUGCGGCGCAUUGCGAGGAUGCCCACAGCGGGCACAUGGGGCAGCCGCUCUUUCAAAGUGGCGAUCCCAGACCACUUGAAGGAAUCCUAUCCGGAGUUGCCCAUCUUCCAAACAGCUUCGAUCUCAGCGGAGCUAGCGGGCUACUACACGAGUGAAUUUGUCACGGGCCAAGUGGACGAGACUGGAUGCUUUGUUCAAAUUUCAUCGGGGUACAUUCCGACCCGCUGGAAUGGAGAACCGGUCUUGCUGGAGAAGUGGCUUGUCCAGACAGCGAACCCACAAAACUAUGCAGUAGGGUUGAGGUACCGGACGAAGAUCAACGGGCCUCAUUGCAACCCCAAAGAAGCUCCGCCUGAGCAAUGGGGGGCAGUUGUAUACGGCACACAGGUUGAGGAACACUGGAUUCAAGUUGGCAAAUUCUUUUUGCCAAUUCGUUUCAGAGGUGGGAGGGAGGUCUUGUGUCGAGAUGCGCCUCCACAGCUGCAACACACGGCCUCAUCUGAACCAACCCUUCGUUUUUAUUUGUUGGCUAGUCCAGGCCGGUACUGUGUGACAGGGACGUUCACAAACAAUUGGCAGGACCGCCUUGUUCUUGAAGCUGUGGUGCCUCAUCGAAACCACGAGACGGACUUGAAUCACAAACAAGUAUUUUACGUUGAUGUCCCAACAUCCGAUUUGAACAUGGCGGAGUUCAAGUUCCAACGUUGGGAGGCAGGAACAAUGAGAACGUUUUGGCGUGACUACCUGACGUGGGAGUGUGAGGGUGAGGACAACAAUCGCACCUUUGCGGAUGUUGCUGACCUUGGCGCUGGCUGUCAGAUUUUUAUGUCAUACGGCCACCCAGAAGCUACUGAAGAGGAUUUGCUUGACUUUCUCAGGGUGGCAUUGUCCGGAGAAACUGUACAAGACUUUGACCUUGCGGCCAAGAACGUGGAGGAGGUAGAGCAGAGUGUGCGCCAAGUGCGCAGGCGCUCCAGGAAGUGGUCUCAGAACUUUGCAGCCGCAGGUCCUAUUCAUCAUGCUUUGUCGGAGGUGCUGUCCCGCUCACGGGGCCCCAAACCAUGCGGGGCACUGUAUGUUUGGGUGGCUGUGCUGGAGCAUAGGGUGAAAGGGAACAUUCAGCAGCUGCAGAAGGUUCUGAAGAAAGAGCUCUUGUCCGUCAUUGCGGCUUGGCCGGAUGAAGUCAUGUCGCACCCAAAGAUUGCAGGUGAUGUUCAUGAAGUCUUCCGAGCGGCAGUGCACGAGGAAGGAAGAAUGAGCGAAGGUCUAUGUCUAUCACAAGAAUGGCUGCAAGCAACAAUCCAGGUCAUUCUGCACUCCGAUGUCUCCUCAGCUGAAUCAAGAGAGUUGACAUGCUUUGCCGGAAGAGUGUCGGGUCACAUAUUUCCUGCUUGGGGAGCGAUUCAGCUGUCGGGUGUUCCACCUGCCAAAGUUGAAGUGGCUUUGCGGGUGGCUUUUCGUCCUGUUGGGUUGUCAGCUGAAGCAGUCUGGUCUGGAGCAGGGCAAUUCUUGCAGCAAAGUCCAGAUGGGUUGUUCUUUGGACCAGUUUGUGCGAGGCUUGCGCUGGAGGAGUCUUUAGCUCGCCGGGAGCAUGGGUGCAUGGAUUGGGGUGCUUUGGUGUCCAAUCUUCAACAUUUUAUCGAACAAAUUGGGGAGACCACAGUGGAUAUGGAGCUGCAGGCGGAGCUCACCGCAAUCAUGAGAAGGGCCUGGGACGACAGCACCGGCGCCGCCCGGCGGAAUCGAAUUCCAGACCUCGGUUCGCUCCCCACGAGUGUGGCGAUGCUGAUGCUGGCGAAAGCGCUGACCGCUGAACCUGAGAGAGCUUGCAAUGCAGUGUUGGAGGAGAACAGUGAACUUGCAUGGUUGCGCUUGGCUGCUGCAACCAGCUGUCACUAUGCCACGGAUGAACGCUGGGUCUCAUUCGUGGUUCAGUUUGCUGCAAGUGUCCUUGAGCGCAAGAAGACGGCUGCGACUUCAAUGAGGCAGGCGCUGCAGAUCCUACGGAGCCUGCGUGGCUCGGUGGACUUGCAAAAGGCAUCCUUUCACAGGCUGUGGAGCUGCGCGCAGAGCCAGCACUUCAAUGCGAGUGAUGUCGUUGAGGCAAUCCUCCACCAAGCUUUCGACAAAGAUGUGUUCUGCGAGGAAGCCUGCUGCGCCUAUUUGAUUCUACAGCUACGCCGUUCAUUGCACCAAACCGCGGGAAGCCGAGAUGGGUGGUGGAGGGGCGAGCAACUGUCGGAGUGGCUCAACCGCGCACAUGAACAUGAACACAGCUGGUGCGUGGAAGUGAUUCUACGCUUUGCAUUGCGAUGCUCUUCUGACCACACUUUGCUUGGCCAAGACAUGGCUGCAGGUGCUUGCCCAGAAAUUGAUCGCCUUCAGCGGGCCUGGGGUGUAGAACAAGUGGACGAUUCAAUGGGAGUUGUGGCUUUGAAGGUGCUGCUGCAACAUCCGAAAUUUUGGCAAAGAGCCUGUCGAAUUGCACAACAACGUGCUCAAUCAUUGACACCUGGCAUCAUGCUCCCCCUGCAUCAGUCCGUGCAAUCCUUGGUCCGGAAGAUCAUGUCUGAAGAGUUGACAGUACAAGACAUGCUGAGAGCAGCUACGUUGAACGCGUGGGAAAACACACUUUUUGUAGAAUUGCUUGAAUGUGACAGGUCGCCAGCACAGGUCAAAACCAAGCUGCAGGGCAUGAUCGAGAAAGUCCGGUUCAUGCAGGAGUUUGAAGUUGGCACACACCAUUUGUCGGUAGUCUUUCCUGGGCAUGCCAAAGCCAAAGAUUUGGCAGAGGUGCUUCGAAAAUCCUUUGUGGAAGCUGCCACUGCCACACAAUGUGAAUUGGUGCCGCGUGUCGGCCAACUUGAUGUACCAUUGGGCAAAGUGAACGAGAAUACAUGGAAACUACCUGCAGAAUUGCCUUCCGAACUCCAAUGGUCCAACGAUUUGCCACAGCCUAGUUUUUGCUUGGUCCUGACUGCCAUCAAGACUCUUCAUUUGGCUCGUUCGGAGAAGAACCGGCCAUUGCAGUCUAUGCUUCAAGAGGUUGAGCAAGCAAUGAGCAGUGCAAACAGACGUGGAAGUGAUUUCAACUUGUUGGACACAGUCUUCCUUUUGUACCACGGGUUGGAGGAGCUUUUGCAGGGAAUCGCCCAAAAAUGGGAUCAAGAGGCUGGGCUUCCAUCACAGACACUGAGUUUGAUCGAGAGGCAUUGGUCUGGCGUUGCUCCAAGCACGGUGUCCAGGCUUCUGGAAGAAAUUCAGUCUGUGAGCUGUUGGACCUUCGGGGACUUGAAUGAAAUUGGAGGCCGAUUAGAAGCCAUAUUGAGAGGCAGGAAGACGGUGGAGUUCUGGAAGCUUUGCGACAAGAUUCUGAGCAACUUCGCUGGCACUUUGCCGAAAAAGACGAUUCUUGAAGGAUUCUCCAAGGAGACGCGCUGCCACAUGGCUGCCCUCAAAGCUAUGCACCAAGCCUUUGAAGCAGCUAAGGCAAACCAGGAGCAGACAGCUCUCACCACAGGCUGCUUGCAUGAGGUGAACUGUGCUACUGAAUGUCUGCGAAAGCUGCUUGAGUUUCUGGGUCCUGGAGAGACCGGAUUCGAAUUGGUGCUGCGGCUCGUAACCACUAUGGCUGAAGUUCCUGGUCUUUCCUUUAUGAAGGUGUUGCUUAGCAGCGCGCAGAAAGGGGAACGUUUGGCAAUGAGGCUGGCAGAGCUUGUCGAAGGUGCUUUGACUCAAGAGACCUUAGACAACGUUGAGCGAGCUUCAGCGGUUUUCAUGCCUCUUUGUGUUGCUGCUCUUGCGGCCAUGGACUCGCCAAUAGAUUCCAACAAGUUUGGCUCCAUGGUGGAAGGCGAGUGGCCAAAGCAGAUCCAGCGCGAGGCGCUGGGUGCCAGGUCUCAAGUGGAAAUUGGACAAUUGCUCCUGAACAUGAUCCAGGCUGCGCACCAGAACCAGGCAAGCAAACUGGGUGAUUUCUUUGAGGGCCUGAAGUCAGCACUCCGGCAGGGCCAGGUGCUGCAACAGAAGCUUGAAGAGAAUUCUGAUGACGCCACAGCUGUCAGCAAUACAGUUCAUGGAAUGGUCAGCUCCGGGCAUUUGGAGCUAACCCUGAGCAAUGAUGCGAUGCUCUUCGAGGUGGCUGGAGUUUUUGAGUUUAACAAGGACCAGGCCAUGAUCACACGAGAUGUGCAACAGUUGACGGAGUGCUCUGACAAAGCCAGCUUGGCGGUGCCGAAAGGCAGUGCUGACGCUGACAAUCCGACGGCCUUGACUCAAGAGAAAGUUCAAGUCUUCACUGGAUGCAUCGAGGGGGCCCUUGGCUUGCGGCAAGAGCUCACAGAACUUAUUCAGAUUGGACACCCCUAUUUGGAAGACGCACGGACCUUUCGAUUUCCACCCCAGGGAGAAGGCUUGUCAGCUUCAACCGUGCAAGACCUGAAGGAAACAUUGAGAUGGGCCCAAGAUGCAAAGCAUCAAUGGCGUACUUCCUUAGACGAAGCACGUGCCAGGCAUGCAAUCAUGAGCUGUGUACCUGCCAGAAACAUCACCAAACUGGCACGGGCAGUCUUGCAAAAUGAGCCUUGUGCUGUGGCCCCUUUGAUGUCCCUUCAAUUUCCGACGAAGGGUGACUUCCAGGAAGACCAAGUGUUGAAGGAAGCCUUCGAGAGGUGCAAGUUUCUUUGGCCAGGAGAAGGCGCCCAUGAGCAAUUCCUUGAAAAGCUCGUUGCAGUGCUGGCAGAUCAGGUGAUUCCCCCACAGGCUAUGACAUCGUUUUCGCCCUUGCAUCAGAUUGCUCGGACUUAUCCCAAGAAGCGAGCUUCUGACGAUGCGACCACAAGAAGCAGAAUGGACCGCAGGCAAAAUCCCAAGUUCUAUCCCAAACGAGUUCUGUUGGUUCAGGAGGAGGUUUCGCAUGAGCCAGGCAAUUCGGACUUGCAAAGCACAGCUACAAUCACAGUGCUGUCCUUGCUCUUGCCCCUGGGCAUUGGGCCCAGCGCUGAAAACUUGUUGCUUUGCGAUUCCACCACAACCAGGGAUGACGUCUUGAGGUUUUUGCACAGAGUCACUCAUGCUACCCGCCUGGCUUUGGACACUACCCGCCAAGCCCAGGUUUUGGGUGUCUUCAUUCAUGUGGAUUGCUUGCAAGCUGAUGUAUUGGAGCUACUUUUGUGCCGAGUGGAUGCCAUGCAAGCAGCAGUUGGCAGGCGCAGAGAAGCUGAGAGUGCCGUUGGGGUCGAGGUCCGCUUGGCUUUCACGGUCACCGUUGGUGCUUCCAAGACACUCAUUGAGACGCUGGAGAAGGACUUGUGCAAGCAGCAGCACAUUAACCUCCUGAAACUUUCCAGCAUCAAGUCUUUCCUGAAAGAGGCUGGAGCAGCCUUAGGAUGUCAUGAAGUGGUGAGUUCCAACUAUGCUGGAGAUGGAAAGACGCAUGCUAUUCGGAAAUGUGACAAGUGGGACCCAGCCUCUCAUGCAACAAUCAUUUGGGGUGGAGCUCAGACACGGGGGCAAGCAGCAAGAGCCUUGAGGAAAGCUGGGAGUGCACGGUCAGUCCAUUUGGAGUUGCAUAGCUUUGAAGAAGGUGGUGGAGUUGAUUCUGACACACUGCUGAUGGAGCUCCUUCUCUUCCGCAGUGUCUUUGAUCCGGAGAGGUCAGAGUGGACGCGUGUGGCCAGUGAGACGCCAAUCUUCGUGAAAGUUGCCAAUUCAAUCAAGAUCAAGCAAGGCCUGCGUUCAGCUCCGCUAAUGUUGCUCUCAACGCCUAUUCUGGAAAUGGUUCCUGGCCAGAAGCAGAUCGACGCGAACCUUCCAUUUGUCUUUGGUGGCGAGGAUCUUGAUCCAGAAAGGGCUGCGUCGACUGCACGGGACUUUGCUUUGGCUGGUGCAUCUUUGCUUCUUGGUGAAUCCGGGCAGCGGCUAGUUGGAUGUGAAGAUGAGAAUGGCGUUGUUUUCAAGCUCAUGGCAGAUGCCCAGGGACAAGGCUUGGUGAUUGCGGCGGACCAUGCCAACUUGCUGCAGGGGCUCUCUGGUAGGGUUGUUGCAGCUGCGCAGCUGGCACUGCAGAAGGCCUCGCCCCAUGGUGACCCAACAGCGCCGUCCAAAGGCACAAUCAUGUCUUACCUGACUUUCUUGGCGCAUUGGACCAGAAAUUGGGCCCAGCAGGCAUUCCUUUUCGAGAAGACCUUCGAGGACGCCCGACAGUUUGACAUCCGUGGAGCGUUCUUGCCGGUGCUGAAGGAAAUGAUUGCCAUGGCAGCGGCAAUGUGUUUGCGAUCUUCGGCAGCGGAAACUCAAGAGCGUGAGAGAGAAAACACUGUGGCUAGCAAGGGUGCCGCGCCCUCCCUAUCGGAGGCCAUGGCUUGCCGAGUGCUUGACCCUCAUGUUGUUGCCUCAAGCGUUUGGGCCUUCAAUACUGGAGGCUCGUUGCGGUUCAUUGGGAACAAAGGUGAGUUGCCCGGUGCAUUGCGCCGCUUGUGGGACAACGUGCGCAGUGUGACGCGUGAGAAGAUCGUACAGCCACCAAUUGACUUGAGCAAUGCAAGUCAAGAAGAAUUGCGAUCAUUGCUGCUUGAUAUGAUGACUGGCCAUGGUCUGACUCCAAAGGAGCUCAAUAAUGUCUUCCAUGGCUUUGUCCUCACCCGGGACAACAUGAUCAAGCUUGUGGACGUGGCUGAGCGCCUUCGAGCUCAGCUACCUUGCAUACUCAUGGGGGAGGCUGGCUGUGGAAAGACAGUACUUCUCCGGCUCACUGCUCGCCUGCUCGGGGCUGGUGAACUCGAAGAGCAGCAAGUGCAUGCUGGCACCACAGAGGCUGAAAUCCUGGAAGCCCUCAACAAAGGGGAAGAGCUUGCUCGGAAAAAGGCAGAGGAAAAGAAGCAAGGAGGCACUGAGCACAUGGUAGUCCAGUUCUGGGAUGAAUUGAACACCUGUCCACAUCAGCCUCUCUUCAAGCAGAUCAUUGUUGACCGCAUCAAUCCUAGCACCAACCAGCCCAUUCACAGAGGCCUACGUUUUGUCGCUGCCUGCAAUCCUUGGCGCCGUGCAUGCCAAGGUGGUGUGGUCUGUGUGGGCUUUGAAAGCCCAGUCUCCCAAGAUGAUCGAUUGGCGGGCCUUGCAUAUCGAGUGCAUCCUCUUCCGGAAAGCCUGUUCACACACUUGUCCUCCUUUGGCCAGCUGGACUCCGAAACAGAAAAGCACUACGUCAAAGAGAUGGCAUCUCAGGCUCCACAGCUGCUUACCCCUGAGGACAAGCCGCUUCAACCGCCGCCACUUGCCAAACCGAUGUGUGGUCAUGUGGCUGAUUUGGUAUGCGUUAUACACGACUUCUUCCGGAAGCUUGGGACUUGUGUGUCGUUGCGAGACCCAAGCCGCUUGUUGAAGCUUUGGGCGUUCAUUCGCUGGGAAUUGAAGCAGCGAGAAGCCAUCAGGCCAUCAAUGCCAGAUGCUUUCAGGCGUGAAUUGAAGUCCUUAGUGCUGGCACUUCAUUUGGCCUACGAAGUGAGACUUCCUGAUCUCGAGAAGCGGGAUGAAUUGUUGGCAACUCUUCUUCGCCACUCCAAAUUGGGUGACCUGUUCCAAAAGUACAUCCCAGAAAGUUGCAAUGAUGAGCUGGAGCGUAUCAGCAUUUGGCGUAGAAUUGUCCUGGCUGAGCAGGACUACUGGCUGGACGCCUUUGACGUGGCAGACAACAUCGCCAAGGUACGAGCACUGAGAGAAAACAUCUAUGCUGCCCUGAUUUGCUCAAUGACUCGCACGCCCAUCUUCAUCCUGGGCAAACCUGGUUGCUCAAAAUCGUUGACGGUGUCUCUUCUCAUCAGUGCAUUGACGGAUCCCUAUGCAGAGCAGCUGCUCCACUUGGCAAGCUUUAGUGUCCAGCCAUACCAAGGCAGCCGUCAGUCAACUUCCAGUUCGUUGCUUCAGGUUUUCGAGAGGGCAUUGGCUCGGCAGAAGAAGCUCCGCAAUCUGAAGCGCAGGACGCCACCCUUAGCCCUGGUCCUCUUGGACGAGGUUGGGUUAGCAGAACAAAGCCCUCACAAUCCUCUCAAGGUGCUGCAUGCGCGGUUGGAACCACGACGGGCUCAAGAUGCUGUAUCGGUCAUUGCUAUCAGCAACUGGGAGCUGGACCGGAGCAAGUUGAGUCGCGGUUUGUUGCUGGCAUGCCCGCCACCAUCGCAUUCAGAUUUGAGCCAAACCGCUUUGGCAAUCAUUCGGGCAUAUUUGGCCCAUGAAAGUGAGAUCCGUGGCCAGUUGGAAGCCAGCUUGGAGCUGAUGGCGGCAGCUUUUAUGGAGAUUUUGCAGGGCCAGGAGCCCAGAGACUUUCAUGGCCUUCGUGACUGGUACGGGAUGUGCUCAUUUGCUGCACGAUUGUUGUUGGCCGCAGACGUUGAAAUGGGCUUUGGCUCGGAGGAAGUGAAGCACGGAGCUUUGAUGCAUGCAGUGUCUGAUGCGCUGGGAAGGGAAGCCGCUCAACUGGUCAAGCUGUGCAAGGCCAAGCAGCUCCAGUUUGUUCCGGCAGACUGGGCUCUGAAGAUGGCGGUUCUCAACAAUGUGAAUGGGAACAGUGCUUCUGGAGCGCUUGACAAAAUGCUGCACAGCUUGAACCAGAAUGAACAAGGCCGUUGCGGUGUACCUGUUCUUGAAGAAAUCUUCCCAGACAUGCAGCUUGUUUCGAAGCGCUUGGAGAGUUUGCUCGGUGAUGUAGACGGCCGCCAUAUCAUGGUCAUCACUGAUUCCCCGGGACCUGUGAUUGCUUGGAUUCAGCAACAGGCCCGUCAAGUAGCCAACUGGAAUCCCGACAGCUUGGUUGGCAGUCCACUGGAGCAGGAUCAGGUAAGCACUGACAUGUACGCUCAAACUAUGAUCCAAGCAGCGAUUGUCAGUAUGGCCCAAGAACGGCGACUCCUCAUACUGCAAAACUUAGAUGUCAUCUAUGCAGCCUUGUAUGAUGUCUUCAACUCCAACUACAGCCGCACUUCUGGUCUCAACAGUCAAAGGUACUGCCGAAUUGCUCGUGAAGGCUUUUGCAAUCCACGCUGCGCAGUGGCUGACCAGUUCAAGGCUGUACUUGUGGUCACAAGGGAGCGCGCAAUGCAGUAUGAACCAGCCUUGCUGAAUCGUUUUGCAAAAUUGGAGGUGGAAUUGGAAGAUUUGUUGCCCUCUAUGGAUGACGUCCUCGAGUGGCAGGAGCAGCUUGUCAAGAUUUGCCCGGCAGUGCAGGGUAGGAAUGGAGAAAUGCCGACAGACCUGGUUCCAGCCUGUCCAAUCCACCCGGAGAACCCCGACCUUAUGAGCACUCUUUUGCAAACUCUGGCGCUGUCGGAGUCUAUGCGCAAUGCUCAGCGUACAUCCCUUCAAGAUGAGUUCGAGGGUGGUGCCAUGACUCUGACAAAGGAAGCUUUGUUGUCACCGUUGGUCUCACCAGAGUUCUUGCAGUGCCAGAUGGAUUCGCCGAAGUGGAAUCGCAGCUCCAAAUCUCACUUUGGAGAGCUGCUCCAGGACUUGUACUGCUGCUUCAGUGAUUCUGCUGGCCAUGUGAUUGUUCCAGUGCUUGUUCCAACAUUUAGCGCUUCGAACCAAACUCUCGACCUGGAGGCAAUGCCAGAGGUGGAAGAUCAUGAGAAGGUGUUUUCCAAGAUAUGCAUGGAAAGCAUCGCAUCCCAAGCCGCCUUGCGAGAGAGCAUGAAGGAUCAUAUCGAGAGGACAGCGACCCAGAUGUCUGCAAACCAGGGCCGGAUCCUUUCGGUCUUGCAUGUGCAUGUGAAUAUGAAGCAAGAUCACGCCCAGGACAUUGUGGAUUACAUGCGUUUCCAGCUGGAGUGGUGUGCCGAGCAGAUUGAGGUUAGCCUCGCAGGUGUAUCCGGGACCGCUGUUUUGCAUAUACUAGCGCUAGUUGUCCAUGGUGUUCGCGGUGGCGGCAGCGAGCACAGUGUUCGGCCUUUUCUUUUUGCUGGACCUUCUGCGGGAAAGAGUGGGCCUUCGGGGCUGUGGAGAAGGUGCCAAUGGACUGGGAUUGCAGUGGAUCACUUUUCUCAUCUUUUGCCAUGGGGGAUGCGGCCAGAGGAACUCCUCCACGGAACCAUUCGGGACAUUUUCGGCCUUCACGAAGCAUCCCCUGACCGUUUUCGGCGAAUUCUGGCAGACGCAUUGCCGCAUGUGGUUCCACGCUUUGGCAUUGACCCGCACCAUGCAGACAGCUUUGUGGUUGUUCAGUCUUUGCUGCAAGAGAUCAACCAGAAGCCCGAGUUGGUCAGUUGUGUGCGAGCUGUCCUGGCUGAGCAGCUCUCCUUCGAGCAGGCACAUUGGCGUAUGGAUGUUGCAAAUGACAUCCAGCUGUUACGACGCACUGGUCCAUUUCAGCUGGCUCUUCUGUCACGCCUGCGGCGAGAUGACAAGAUCUUGCCUGCAAUGAAGGCCGUGUGGCUACACAGUUUGUCCAGCAGUUGUCCAACUGAAGAAUCAGUGGAACAUGACCUACAACGUGUGCACUGGAGGCCAGUGGCUGAAUCGCUGCUGAACCAAGUCCUGAGCUGCGCCACUCAACACCAAGACUGUGAGCCAAUGACGUCGCAGCUUCACGCCUGUGACCGACGAAGUUUACUCAUGCCUGGAAGCGUUGCCGUGAUGCAAAUCAUGUUACCUCAGCUUCAAAGGAAGGAUAGGCUGCCAGAGAAAGACUUCACUGAAGUCCUCCUUGAUGAAACCAUCCGGCUUUCUGCAGUCCUGCGCCGCUGCCUGCCUGGAGCACUGUGGCAAGCUCUAAAGGCAGCUGGCAAUCCUGAGGCCUUUGGUGCAGCAAACGAUGUGAUCAGCCUGCUGGGUCAUGAUGUCAUCAUUGAGAUGACCUCUCGUGCAUGUGCCUCCCUGCAUGAGGGGGAAGGCCUGGGCCAAGCGACUUUUGAAUCCGUCCGUGGCCAUCUUGAAGUGCUCAUCCAGGCCUUGAUCUGCAACUUGGCCGCGCAGGCAACUGAUGUUGGUGACUCGGAUGAGCAGGAAUCACCGUCCGGAGAAGAUCCACAUGUACUCAGAGCGCUUUUGCCAGCAGUAGCGGCAGUGUUGCUGCUGCCUGUCUCGCAACAGGUGGCUGCUCUGGAAAAGCAAUUUCCAACGGCGCGCAGCUGGGUGGAGUACUUGGAGCCUUUGCUGCACCCUUUCCCAGUGGAUAGAACUUGGAACACCUUCUUUGAACAUGGGAUUCGAGCGGCGCUUCACCUACAUGCUUCAGAUUUGGAAGAGUCGCUGUGCUUGAGUGCUGCUCUUGGUGAUGAUGUUCAGGAGUCUUUGCAACUCCUACGUCAGCUGUCUGUAGCCAUUGAAGAUUUUAUCAUCGCGUUGGGCUGCAGUGAUGCAUGCCUUGUCAGAGUUGCGGCCAUCAGCCACAUGCUCUCCCAUGGCAUUUCGCCGGAGCAGGCUGUCAACAUUUGGACCUUCAUGAGGAACAACUCUGAAAAGCACGUGCUUUCGGCUUUGGCCGGUCUUGUUGAGGGAGUGCCAGACAUUGAUAUCAUCAUCCCACUUGUUGGAGUAUCUUACGCCUUGCAGCUCCUAAGCGAGGAGUCGAAAGCGGAUCCGUCCGCACUCCAGGCUUGCCUGAUGCUGAUGCGCCAAGCCAUUCAUCGCCCAGGCAGCAGCUUCCAAGAGUUGCACCGACUCAAGACUUACCUUCAGCAGGUCUCGAUCUGCGUGAUGGAGCAUUUAGUGCCCAGGGUUCGGGUUUCAAGCUUCAGCAGCUGGUCAGAGGCAGAGCAAGUUUCCACGGAGAUUCUUGGGUCCUUCCAUUCACUCAUGGAGGAUCAAAACGCUGAACUCGGAACCAGCGCUCCAUUGAUGCAGCUUCUGGAGAGUUUGUUGCCAUCCAGGGCAGAGGGUGUUGGAUGGGAUAUCCCUUUGGUUGGACUUUUGGCGUCCACCUUGUCCUUGACAUCGCAACUUGGCCUGGUCGUCUCUCAAUUGGUCAGCCAAUCGCUGAAGCAGAAAUUUGGAAACUCAUCACGGCAGGCUCUGAGGAUGCUAGAAGAAUCUUUUGCAAAGGCUUUGCGCACACUGCAGGACAAAGCCUCGCAGAAAGCUCAAGUCUUCAUUGCGUUGGUUCUCACCACAGAGCUUGUAGUGCACAGUGUUGACUUGGUCGAGGCAGCAGUGGAAGACGAGAUGUUUGAGCAGAGGUUGGACAGUGUCUUGAACCUUUUCGUUGAGGCUUUGGACAUGCAGCUUAAUGGGUCUGUGCCGGAGGACGCUGGAGUUGCCUUCUGCACAAACGAUGGUCGAGAUUUGUCUGUGGAUCAGAUUCCCACAGCUUUUGCAUCCUUGUAUGUCGUUGCAGCCACUCGACGCCAUGAGAGACCACUUCCAACAAACACAGCCGUGAAGCACUUACUGGAGGUGGUUGCGCUAAAAGCUGGAGGGGGUGAAAGUACUUUGCAUCGCUUCCUUGAAAGUUGUAGAGCAGAAGUCGUGACAUUUUCCAAUGCACUUGGGUUGUCGAUGCUGCUGCCAGACCAAGACACCCACGAAAUCAAGGUCACAGUGAACUGCCUGAAUGAUGUCGGUUUAGAAGACCAAUUUUGCUCAGAAGAAGCUGUGCAGCGAUUUCAAGUCCUGUGCAGUGAGCAAAGCAACAACUUCCGGGCUUUGCUUCAGACCAUGCGGGCAGUUGGUGAAGUUGUUUGCAUGCAAUGCUCUUCCGAAGAUGAAGAAGCACUCGAUCGAGCAGGCCGAGUAGCCCGUGGAUUGCCUAACAUUUUGGGGCCUGCUGCGGAGCUUCUGCGAUUGAAGGCAGAUCAAGAGGCUGACUGGAACAUCGAUUUCAUGAACCUGGAUGCUGAACAUGCUUGGAAAGCAUCUAUAUUCGCGCACCUCGUUUGCUUCCAUGGUGCUGCUCACACCAGCGCCAACCAGAGGCAGGAUGUGCCACCAGCAGUCAAGCCCUUUACAGCCUUCAAUCACAUCGAUGAGCAGAUCCUAAAUUCUGUGUUUUGGCCGGGUUUGCCUGAUGAUUGGUGGCAGGCCCUCAGGCACGCAGGCUUGCACAAACACUUGCUCCCUGCGACAGGGAACAUUGUUUGGGCGCAGUGUCGGUGCGGGUACCGCUAUUGCUAUGCCGAAUGUGGUGCACCAGUGUCCACUGCCAAGUGUCCGAGCCCGGAGGGUGAAGGCAGCUGUACUUUGAUGAUUGGAGGCAAAAACCACGAAUUUGAGCCCCACCAGAAGCUGAUUGCAGUAGUGGUGACUCAGGCGCCGCAUGGAGAUGGAUGGCCUCCGGUGUACCCCUCCAUGAAGAACAAGUUCCCAGAGGCCUUUUGCCCCCCACUGCCUUCUCCUGGCCUUUUCUCGCUGACAGCGGAUUUCCAGACCUCCGUGAAAGCAGAGGAUCGAGCAGCAGUCUCCCACAGCCUCAAGACUGAAACAGUUCGCCAGAACUGGAACCAGCCGCUUGGCAAGCCACCGGAUCCCAGUAGCGGGUUGCACCCCGUGACUUUUCGAGUGCUUCACCUUCUGAUCCAUGCAAGUGCCUUGGUUGGGAUUGAGAUGGAAUGGGUGCAGGAGCGUGAGAACAUCGUCCAGCUCUUGCAAGAGCACCUUCGAACAGUCGCUCGGAUGAACUCAGUCAGGAAUGCCAAUGAUACAGUGUGGUAUUUUAUGGCGAAUGUGGAAGCUGACUUGGCUGCCCUUGCAAAGUUGCUGAACGGAACCCUGGAAGUAGCAACACUCUUCGUGCAUGCAGUGCUUCACCGGCUGGGAUCCUUACAGCCACAUGAGCAGCCAAACGCAGACAGCCUCACGACUCACGAUGCUCGAACUGCUUAUGAAGCUUGGUUUCACGAAAGCGUAGUUGAACCGAUCUUGGGCAAGAAGAGCAGCGCCGGAGAUCUUCCCUUGCCUGGCGUUCAUGCUUUGAGAAGGCAGGCUGGCCAGGGAACAGAUCCUAACAAGUUUUUGACGACUGACUUGUUGGCCCGCAGGGGCCUUCCAGCUGAUGCUUGGGUCAAGAUGAGGGAAGAGGUGCGUGCAGCGUUGCUCGUGCACAUUCUCCGGCCUUCAGUGACGGUCUCAACAGAGGACACCUUUGAAGAAUUGGUUGCUGCUAGCAUGGGGGGGGAACGCUUUGUCAUUUUGCGGUGGCUUAUGGGUGGUGUAGAGGAAGAUCGAAUCUCGUGGAGUAUUCUGCCUGACCUUUUUCGAGCUGCAAGUCUUGCGUGGAUUUUGCCGUUCAUGCAGCUGGUGCGAGACAAGGAGGGAGGCAAGAUCACCAUGAGGAUUGCCCGUACAACCACCAUCCGAGAGUGGCUUGAAAGCCGAGAGGGUCAUGAGCGGCACCAAGCCUGGAUUGCCUUCCGCAAUUUCGAGGCGGCUUGGAAUGCAGCUUUGGCAUCUGACAGGUUGCGAGAUGGCUGUGGAGUCAUCCGGCUUCCAAAAGUUACGCUCGAAUCACCAUUGUCACUCGCAUGCCCCAUUGCAGAUCCGGAGAAGCCGCAGCAUGGUGACAUUCCUGUAGGCAACCAGGCUGACAGGCCGGAGCACAUUGCCGCACUUGGUUUGCAUCACUUAGCAGUGAGUCACAACAAGUUGGUUGCACAGAUCAAUGCCUACUUAGAUCCGCAGAAUGCCACCUCUGCACAUGUGAGAGCUAGAUUGCACUCUUCAGCACGGCUGUGCAAGCCUGGUGGCCAGUGCAAGCCAGCGGCAGACAUGGCCUAUGAGCAGACUGUUCAGCUGGUACAGCAUGCCGCCAUCACGGACUUGUUCGUUUUUCCAUCUCAGCUUGAGGAUGCAUGCACAGUGGACGAUGAUGCAGACCCUCAUGAUCCAAGGACCUUCCGAUUAGACUACAAGAUCAGCACUUUCUGCCAAGGCUUCUUUCAGCUUCCAUGGAGUGCAGAUCCUCCACCUCGAGGUGAGCACGAUUUUGAGGCCAUGGAGAAUGACCUUGCAUGGAGGCUAGUUGCAGGGCGGCGGCCGCUGCAAAUCUACUGUGACAUGGGCCAAGAACAGGAUCACAAAGAUUUACACCGAGACAUUGAUGCCUUCCCAUACCGUCUCUUUCAUGGCAGUGUGGACGUACGAAUCCUCAACCGACUCAAAGGCUCCCGAGUGGUGCAACAAGUGUCUCUGGGUGAAGCGCUGGGUGUUCAGAAGGCUGAAGGCCUCGAAGUCUCAUUCUUCCGUGAUACAUCCCAUGCCUUGGAGGUGAGUAAGAUCACCGGUGAUUUGAUUGCGCUCCUGCUGGGUGUCAACUCCACGCAUGCCUUUCGCAGUGACAUGACGUUGAAGGAGUUUGUGGAGGUGUUCACUUUGGUUGACCAGGCCCCGCAUCGAGAUCGGAAAUGUGAAAAUCACCCUGACGCACUGAUGCGAAUUGCAGACCUGCCAGACAUCGCUACGGUUCCGCUCAAUGCACUUGUGGCUCUUCAUUUGCUUUCAAGAGAUAUGCUUGCAAUGACCAGGGGUGUGAGCAUUAAGACUCUAGAUACCGGAGAUGAGUACACAGCAUCCUUAGAACUUCCAAAUUCUUUGGGAGAUGUCUUGGAGAAGCUCAAGGGGACGUGUCCACAAAUCCUUGCUGUGGUAUGCCGCUUGGUCGCACGAACUGUUUACUUGGCAAGCGAUUUGCCACUGGCCAUCCCUGACCUUGAGAAGCCUCAAGAAGCUCCAAGACUUUGCACGCUGGUCACCGAAAUGGACGUCUUGGACGAACUUGAUGAAGUUCGCGGCAAAGUGGAAGAAGGUGAAGAGCUCCUCGAGGUGCCAGUCCCACUUGAACUGGAGUACUGGAAUGAUUGGAACAAGGGGCACGUGAUGGCAGCCCUGAAGCUUUAUCGCUCUGUGUGGUCUCAGAUCCGUGAGCCCUACCUGGUCCCUCCCAAGCCUGCAUUGGUUGCGUCUACUGACCCAGCCGUAGCCGGCGGCAUGGCCAAGGGCUUGGUUCAGUCUGGCUGGCGACCACCACAGGCUGGUCGUGGGGCAGGCCCUCGAAAGGCAAGAAGAUUCAGCGCUCAGAACAAGGAGCAGGGCCUUGAAUCAGACGAAGAAGAUGAGCAACAGAAGAGCGCCACUGCUUCGGUGAAGAAGGCUGCAGCAGGCCGCAACACAGCGGCCCAGCGUCAAGAGCAGGGUGUCACAAGCAAGCCUGACAGUCUUGGAGGCUCCGAUUUCAUGCGCACGGUGCUUCAGAAGUUCGUUGAUAGUCGACGACGAACAGGCAGCGCAUACCCAAGUUCUACAAGCCAAGCGGCCGGAGUGAGAAUUCAGCAUGAUGACCUGGAGCGCUUGGUUUUGGUGUGGGACGAGGACCACGGCAUGGGCGAAGCUUUUGAGCCAUUGCUGAGCUCCUGCGUGACGCCUGAAGCCAGAUGCAGGUUUGUGCAGCAGUUCCGCGACUAUGUGGAGCAGCAGCAGCUUGGUUUGCCACGAUGCUACGGCAAUCAGAUAGAACCCUCGCAGCUCCAAAAGUGCAUCCUGCAAGCCAAGGGUUGGACGUUGCACAAAUCCCCGGCAGAUGGGCACUGCCAGUUCCAUUCCGUUGGAUUUGCAGUGGGCGAGGACCAUGAGACCGUAAGAGGACAUGCAGUACGUUGGAUCAUGCAGCACCGCGAUGAAUACAAAUCGAGCCUGGUAGUAAGGCGUCACAGCUCUCCCGCCCUGCUAGCUGAGAAGAUUCCAGAUGAUGAUGUGGAGCGUGAAUUUGACCAGUAUGUCAAGGGCAUGUCAGAGGGAGAUUGGGGUGACAACAUCACUUUGCACGCUUUGGCCCACCACUAUCAAAGGGAGAUCCGCCUACUUACGGACAAUGUGAAGAGGGCCUGGGUUCAGAUUGAGCCAGAAUUCGGCAACCCCAUUCAUGUGGUCUUCUUUGCCGAGAUUCACUAUGAAGGGGUGCAGAUAGCAACAAAGGAGAGGUAAGACACCCCAGACCUCCAAUGAUGCAGGUUAAUUUGGCGAUGGCCAGCCUGGCCAGCUGAGGCGUAAUCAGCUUCUAUAGGCGCUUUCUGACUG
This is a messenger RNA of Durusdinium trenchii, 17039 nucleotides long. Lineage: Eukaryota; Dinophyceae; Suessiales; Symbiodiniaceae. The record is from the annotation of a GenBank genome assembly.